Molecule: messenger RNA, 1572 nt
Organism: Pseudoliparis swirei
Lineage: Eukaryota; Metazoa; Chordata; Actinopteri; Perciformes; Liparidae
Product: metalloreductase STEAP4-like
Exons: 11
Coding region: 1-1458 (485 amino acids)
Biological process (GO): copper ion import
Cellular component (GO): plasma membrane; endosome
Molecular function (GO): ferric-chelate reductase (NADPH) activity; cupric reductase (NADH) activity
Source: RefSeq, a predicted model, not a curated record
AUGGAUGCCUUAAAGAGUGAGAACAUAACAGUGGUGCUCAGACUGUCGGAGAUGAUGAAGCCCGAGAGCGUGUUGAUGCAUCCUCUGGGUACAGCAGCUGCCCCUGAGCAGGAGCUGCUGUGUAUCUUCGGGGCGGGGGACUUAGGGCGCUCUCUGGGCCAGCGUCUGCUCCAGUCGGGCUACAGGGUGGUGUAUGGCAGCCGCAGACCUCACAGCUGUGGCCUCUUGCCUCAGGGAGCUCAGGUGAUGAGCCACGCAGCAGCAGCCCAAUCUGCCAGAUUGAUCUUUAUUUGUAUUCACAGAGAACACUACGCAUUCCUGGAGACAAUGGCGCCUCAUCUUGAAGGAAAGGUUCUGGUGGACAUCAGUAACAACCUGAAGAAAGACAUGUACCCAGAAGCCAAUGCUGCCUACCUGCAGAGACUGCUCCCUGAUGCUUCUGUGGUGAAAGGCCUCAACACGCUGUCUGCCUGGGCCUUGCAGAAUGGACUUCUGGCAGGAAAACAGCUCUACAGAAAGAGUGCUGAUGGGAAGCAGGCAGUAGCAGCGAUGUCCACCAAGCUGGGCCUCACAGUUCUGGAUAAAGGGUCUCUGUCAGCUGCCAGAGAGCUGGAGGACUUCCCCCUGCAGCUAUUCCCAGAGUGGAGGCUGCCGCUACGCGUGGCCGUCGGCCUCACCGCCUUCUUCUUCUUCUAUCUGCUGAUUCGAGAUGUCAUCUACGCGUAUGUUGAACAGGGGAAAGACAUCUCCUACAGAAUCACGGUGGCCCUGGGCAAUAAGGUGUUUCCCAUUGUGUCUCUCAUCAUGUUGUCUCUGUGUUACCUGCCUGGUGUCAUAGCGGCCUUCCUUCAGCUCUACAGAGGAACCAAGUACAGACGCUUCCCUGAUUGGCUGGACCGCUGGAUGCUGUGUAGGAAGCAGAUGGGUCUGAUUGCACUCGGCUUCGCUCUUCUCCAUGCCAUCUAUACAUUCGUCAUUUCUACUCGCUAUGCCGUCAGACACAAACUCAUCUCGCGUGUGGUGGAUGAGAUGAAGAAAAAUAAAACCACCCCGUUUUACUUUGAUAACACGGAGGCCUGGGGCCAAGACUCAUUCUAUAUGCUGGGAAUCCUGGGCUUUUUUCUUUAUGUCCUGCUAGGACUAACAUCCCUGCCCUCAGUGGGAGGCUCUCUCAGCUGGAGAGAGUUCAACUUCAUUCAGUCUAAGCUGGGCCAUCUGACCCUGAUUAUAUGUACGUCACAUGGCUACAUUUAUGGCUGGAACAAAUUUCUCCAGCCCUCUACCUACAAAUGGUACACUCCUCCUGGCUACAUGCUCUGUCUGAUUGUUCCUUCUGUGGUGCUGGUGCUGAAGGCACUGGUCCUCCUCCCCUGCGUGGAUCGAACCCUAACCCGCAUUCGACAAGGCUGGGAGAGGACGCAGCCAAACGAGGAGAUGGUUCAGGCCACUAACCUGUGAACUCUGACCUCCGAAGCCAUCUGAUAUGCUGGUUAUUGAGCGGUUAUUUUUACUGGUUAUAUUGAGGAUUACAAAUCUAAAAUCUGAACUAUACAUUUCAAAAGGCAUUAGAAA